AUGAUCCCAACACCUGGGCAAAAUCCUUGGGGCACUCCAGGUUCAGGAGGAAAUGCAUUUCUACAAAGCAACAAACCCCUCAUAGCUGAUUUAGCGCUUGCUGCUCUUAAAGAACGUGGUGAGGUGAAGAAGAAAAAGCUUUGUCCUCAAUUUCGAACAGAUCGUUCAUUAUGUUUGAUGACAAAGAAAAAUCCUCUUAGAAGAGUUUGUAUAUGUAUAGUGGAUGCACGACCAUUUGAAUAUUUUAUAUUGGCAACGAUAUUAUGUAACUGUUUGGCACUGGCAUUCAAUCAUCCUUAUCCUGGAGAAGAUUCGAAUGCCGUAAAUCAGGUUUUGGAAAAAAUUGAACUUGCAUUUGUUAUAAUUUUUACAACUGAAUCCGCUCUAAAAAUUAUUGCCUAUGGAUUUGUCCUUCAUCAAGAUGCUUAUUUAAGGAAUUUUUGGAAUGUCCUAGAUUUCAGUAUAGUCUUAAUUGGUUUAUCAUCAAAAGCAUUGGAAAAUAUGAACAUCGAUGUAAAAGCCCUUCGAGCAUUUCGAGUGUUACGACCGUUGAGACUACUUUCUGGUUUACCUAGCCUUCAGGUUGUGCUAAACUCUAUCAUUACCGCCAUGGUUCCAUUGUUGCAUAUUGCACUGCUUGUGAUUUUUGUCAUUAUUGUUUAUGCAAUUGUUGGCCUUGAAUUAUUUCAGAGCAAAUUACACCUAACCUGUUAUAAAAAUUCAACACAUAAAAUUCCUGAGAUGAUGCCUAAUCCUCGACCAUGUACAUUUGAAACAUCAUCAAUGGGAUUUAAAUGCAGUGAACUUGGGCCAGAUUAUUUUUGUGCAGAUAUGUAUGGCAAAGAAGGAGAACGAUACACUGGUCCUGAAGGUGGUAUCGUUAGCUUUGAUAAUUUUCUAUACUCUAUGCUAACUGUUUUUGUGUGUAUUACAAUGGAAGGUUGGACUAGUACUGGGUAUUAUGUGUCUGAUGCUAUUGGUUCCUGGUGGCCUUGGAUUUAUUUUGUAACCCUUAUUCUACUUGGUUCAUUUUUCGUUAUGAAUCUUGUUCUUGGUGUACUAAGCGGCGAAUUCAGUAAGGAAAAAGAAAAAAUAGAUCGUACCUUAUUGUUUCGUAAAGAAAGACAAGAAAAACGUGAACAACAAGAUUAUAUGGGUUAUAAAGAAUGGAUUGAAUUAGCUGAGGAACUAAGUGAUUCUGAAGGUGAUGAUAAAGAAAGUCAAGAUAUAGAAUCAGUUGAUGGUGGUGAUGGGCUAAUUGAAGAGGAACCCGAGAUGCAUGUUGAGGAGGUAGUUAAAACACACUGUCAUAGCACACUUCGCCGUUUAAGAAAAUUCCGUAAACGAACACGACGAGCUGUGAUUGCUUUUAUCAACAGCCGCCAAUGUUUUGCAUUAGUUAUUAUCUUGGUUUUUCUUAACACAGUAGUCUUAACCACUGAACAUCACAAUCAACCAGAAUGGUUAGACGAAUUCCAAGAUUUUGCUAAUGUUGUAUUUGUGAUGCUAUUCACAAUGGAAAUGUUAAUUAAAAUGGGGGCAUCUGGUUUCUCAGAUUAUAUUUCAAAACUGUUCAAUCGCUUCGACUUUUUUGUAGUUAUAUUUUCUAUAUUGGAAUUGAUUUUUGUGAAAUCUGGUUUACUCAAUCCGAUGGGUGUUUCUGUGUUACGCUGUGCAAGACUUCUCAGGAUAUUUAAAUUGACUCAGUACUGGGAAAGUUUGCGAAGUUUAGUAGGGAAAUUAUUAAAAUCUGUUCGAUCAGUUGCUAGUCUACUACUUCUAUUAUCUAUAUUCAUUCUUAUUUGCUCUUUACUUGGUAUGCAAUUAUUCGGUGGUCGAUUCAAUUUUAUAGCACAUGAAAAACCUCGUGCUAAUUUUGAUGGAAUUUUGCAAGCUAUGCUUACUGUAUUUCAGAUACUUACUGGUGAAGAUUGGAAUGAAGUUAUGUAUCAUGGAAUGAGAGCAUAUGAAAAUAGUCCUUGGUAUGGAGUUGUAGUUAUCUACUUCAUAUUUCUUUUCAUAUGUGGCAAUUAUAUUUUAUUGAACGUGUUCUUGGCUAUUGCUGUCGAUAAUUUAAACGAAGAUGAAGAGGAAGAGGAAGAAGGAAAUGGUGAUGCACUAAAAAAACAAAAUGACACACCAGAACUUACAGAGACUGUUGAACAAACUGCACCACCUCCAGAACAGCGAGAAAAUGAAUUAAAUUCAGUAAUGAAAAUUAAACAGUAUGAAAGAACAGAUAAUGAAGAUCAAACAUAUGAAGAAAUGUUUGCUGAGGAUGAAGAUGUUGAGGAAGAAGGAGAUUUAAAUGGUAAAGAUGGAGACGAUCAGAAAGACAUGUCACCACAAGAUAGUCGAACAAUGCCACCUCAUUCAGCAUUCUUUAUAUUUGCUGAUACGAACAAAUUUCGCAUAUUUUGUCAUAAUGUGGUCUGUUUCUCCCAUUUCGGAAAUAUUGUAUUGGUUUGUAUUUUGGUAAGCAGUAUUUUACUUGCUGCCGAAGAUCCAUUACAUGCAAACUCUCCAAGAAAUCGAAUUCUGAACAUGUUUGAUUACUUUUUCACCAGUGUUUUCACUGUGGAAAUCACUUUGAAAAUGAUUUCUUAUGGAUUUGUACUUCAUGAAGGAGCAUUUUGUCGUAGUGUAUUCAAUUUACUUGAUCUUAUUGUUGUCUGCGUAGCAUUAGUUUCAUUCGUGUUACAAAAUCAAACAAUUUCUGCAGUAAAAAUCUUAAGAGUUCUUCGGGUGCUUCGACCUUUAAGAGCUAUUAAUCGAGCCAAAGGGUUAAAACAUGUUGUCCAGUGUAUGAUUAUUGCCAUUAAAAGUAUUGGUAACAUCGUACUCGUCACAUUCUUAUUAGAAUUCAUGUUUGCAGUUAUUGGUGUACAGUUAUUCAAGGGUAAAUUUUACUCAUGUACAGAUAUAUCAAAACAUGUUGAAGAAGAUUGCAAAGGUCAAUUUAUUGAAUAUAAAGAUAUGAGUUUAGACGAUCCUAUUCUCAGUGAAAGAGAAUGGAAAAAUGCUGAUUUCAAUUUUGAUAAUGUUCCAAAUGCUUUAUUAACUCUAUUUGCUGUUUCUACUUUUGAAGGUUGGCCAAGUUUAUUAUACCGAUCUAUUGAUUCGAACGCAGAAGAUCAUGGACCAAUAACAAAUUAUAGACCAAUAGUCGCAUUUUUCUACAUUACAUUUAUUAUUCUCAUUCCAUUCUUCAUGAUUAAUAUAUUCGUCGGUUUCGUUAUUGUGACAUUUCAAAAAGAGGGUGAAGCAGAAUAUAAAAAUUGUGAAUUAAAUAAAAAUCAACGUAAAUGUAUAGAAUAUGCCUUAAAAGCUAGACCACGUCGACGUUACAUUCCUAAAGGGCAUUUACAGUUUAAGAUUUGGUCUGUAGUUGUAUCAAAAAGGUUUGAAAUAUUAAUCUUCAUAUUCAUAUUUAUAAACACUGUGGCAUUGAUGUUGAAAUAUGAUAAACAAGGUAAACUUGAAGCAAGAAUAUUAGAUUCAUUCAAUUAUUUUUUUACUGCUGUAUUUACAGUAGAAUUUAUACUUCGUUUAUCAGCAUUCAGUUUUCGGCAUUAUUUUAGUGAUAUUUGGAAUGUGAUCGAUUUUGUCCUGGUCCUUGGUAGUUAUAUAGAUAUCAUUGUGACACAGUCUGAUAUAAGUCAGGUCAAAUUCAGUGUAAAUUUUUUCCGUCUAUUUCGUGUUAUGAGAUUGAUUAAAUUGUUAAGCAAAGAAGAAUCUAUACGUCAAUUAUUGUGGACAUUUAUCAAAUCUAUACAAGCCCUACCAUACGUUGCAUUAUUAAUUGCAAUGAUAUUUUUUAUUUAUGCCGUAAUUGGUAUGCAACUAUUUGGACAAAUUUCCAUUGAAGAAAACCCAUUAGAAGAAGAGGAAUGGCCUACUUUACACAGAAAUAAUAAUUUUCAAAAUUUUUUCUAUGCUCUUUUAGUAUUAUUUCGAUGUGCAACUGGUGAAUCAUGGCAGGAUAUAAUGAUGGCAUGUAGAGAAGGUCAAAAGUGUUCAAAAGAUUCUGAUGAAACAGAAGUCAAUGGAUGUGGAUCAAAAUUAGCCUAUGCCUACUUUAUUAGUUUUCAUGCAAUCAGUGCAUUUUUAGUUAUCAAUCUGUUUGUAGCUGUUAUAAUGGAUAACUUUGACUAUCUUACACGUGAUUGGUCAAUUCUCGGACCACAUCAUCUGGAUGAAUUUAUAACAAAAUGGGCAGAUUAUGAUCCAGAAGCGAAAGGAAGGGUUCGACAUCUAGAUGUUGUUACUAUGCUUGGAAAAAUAAGUCCACCACUUGGUUUUGGCAGCAUGUGCCCACAUACCAGAGCAUGUCAUAAACUGGUCAGAAUGAAUAUGCCUCUGAAUAGUGAUGGAACUGUAUUUUUCAACGCUACUCUUUUUGCUUUAGUGCGUAGAAAUCUCAAAAUUAAAAUUCCUGGAGCUGAAAUUGGCGAAAAAGAAAAAUCGUUAGAUCAGUUGAAUGAAGAAUUACGUAUAGUGAUUAAACGUAUCUGGAAACGUACUAGUCCGAAAUUAUUAGAUCAAAUCAUACCACCGAAAGGUAGUGAUGUUGUCACAGUAGGCAAAUUCUAUGCCACAUUUCUCAUUCAAAAUUGGUUUCGUGAAUGGCAGAAACGUAAAAUGAUACAAAAAGAUACACGAUAUAUUCCACAAAUAAUGGCCGGUGACCGUGCAAUGCCACAUCAACCUACAAUAAUUGGAUUUCCCAGGCGUUGUUCUUCAGAUCUUACUGGUGAUGAGAUUCAGCGCAGACGUGGAGUGGAUAAGCGUGAUACAUCAGGUGGAAUUUUUGGCCGAACUUUAAGUGAAUGGACUAGACGUAGAAGUAGUAAACGUCCGUCGGGUCGUCGAGACAUUAAUACUCAGCAAGUUAACGGAAUGUAUGAUAUUGCAGGAAAUAAUUUAAAGAAUGGGAUGGGAAUAUGGAAUGACAUGUUUUUAAAUGCACAAGCAGGUAAAACUGCUCACCCGGCUGUUGUUGCACUUAUGGAAAAAGAGAGAAAAGAUGCUGAAGCUAGAAAUAUGGCAAACAUAAAUCAUGUGAUCGAUGUACAUAAUGAUUCUUCAAAAGCAAAUUAUGAUCCAGAAUCUGGCAAACUGAUUAAUUUGGCCGGUAAUAUGUUAGGAUUUUUAAACUCAGGAAAUUAUCGUUCAUCUGAUUCAACUCAACAUAAAGAUAUGACAACAAGUAAUACGCCAUCAGUUGAAGAUUUGAAUACAGCUCGUAAAAUAUUUGUAGCUGCUAGACGUGAAUCCCUUUUAUCAAAUAAAAAAGAAACAUAUUUCUAG
Messenger RNA from Schistosoma intercalatum, 5310 nucleotides. The record is from the annotation of a GenBank genome assembly. Lineage: Eukaryota; Metazoa; Platyhelminthes; Trematoda; Strigeidida; Schistosomatidae.